Oncorhynchus masou masou (cherry salmon) is the source of this 4622-nucleotide messenger RNA. RefSeq lists its product as uncharacterized. Lineage: Eukaryota; Metazoa; Chordata; Actinopteri; Salmoniformes; Salmonidae. The record is from RefSeq and is a predicted model, not a curated record. The transcript is spliced from 15 exons. Bases 328 to 1698 code for a protein of 456 amino acids.
CUUGUGGAUGUGUAAAGUGAACCAUCAACAUUUGAAUGAUAUGACACAACUUCUAACCAAGUCAUUUCAAACCUUUUCUAAGUUUCCAUUGCCAACUGAACAGAAUACAAGUUCCUUGCUGUUAAACAGUGUCCAUCUAGCUCCCCGUCUUUAUAAAUUACAACUUUGAAGAAUAAAAGGCCCCAAAAAAUACACAAUGUUUAUUCUGUGCGUCAUAGUGUACGUACCAUAGCUCCUCCUCUGCUUAUAUAAACAACCAGGAAAUGCCUCUACUUUCUUUUCAAUUUCACUAAGCGUGGAGGUAGAUGUGUCAUCUCAGAACUGAACAUGUUUUUGUUUGAAGUGGGUUUUUUGGUUGCUGUCUUGAAAGUCUAUCCAACCUACGCUGUCGAGAAUCAAGCAUGUACUUCGGUGGAAAUUGAUUGUGGAAAAUUGAAGACCAGUGAUGGUAGAUACAUGUAUCUAUACAACAUGUCAGGUGUAUCUGACAUUGCGGUGUACAACAUUACAGGGACUGCCAUUGCCAACAGUGGAGGGGACAAGCCAAUGGAAUUUGAUAAGAAUGAGGUGGUAACGAUGAACAACAGUUCAAUCACCCUCUAUAAAUGCCAACAUCUGACAAUGAACAUAAUUUACAUUGAUUCUACACAGCAGAAGACUGGAACUGAGUCUAAUGGUAAAGAUCCCCCAGUUAAGGAGAGAUGUUCCCAUUACAUUGUCACAGAGAUGAAGAAUGAGGUUGUGACAACUGCACCUUUGAAUUCAACCAUCAUCCCAGAUGGAGACCAUCCUGAUACACACCGCGGUGACACUAGCUUGAUCUGGAUAAUCUUUGUAGCUCUCGCGCUGGUCAUUGCUGGUUUGCCCUUAGUGUUUUGUUGUAUGUACAAACAUUGGAGAGACAAACAGUGCAACCAAUGCCACAGAGACAUGGAAGCGGGUCAGGGCAUUCCAGAACCAAAUUCCAUUCCUCUGAUGCAGAAUGAGCAACGUGAUGCCAGUGACCAAGGAGGUGAGCCAGGAGAGGAGAGCAGGCAGCCCAUGGACAAUGAAGAGACAGGAGCUGACAACCCUCUGCUGAAUGGAGAUGCCAGUGGCCAAGGAGAGGAAGCUGUUCGAGGAAUGGAGGAUGGAAAGCUGUCAGACAAUGACCGAGCAGACACUGAAACCUGUCAGAAGACACAUGCUGAUUCCCAUCCACUGAAUGUACCCAAGGUUGUCAGGGUUAACAGCCAGACUGAUUACACACAGCUUCUUGGUCAACCUCAGAGCAAUGGACACGUGCCAUAUAGAAGGGAAUCACACCUGACCAAUGGGGCUCCAGGUCAGGGUGCUGGUGAGACUUCACCCCUCCUCUGCAGCCCAGGAGAGGAAGGCGUGCUAGAAGGGCAGGACAGGAAGUCAGCAGACAGUGGGGGAACAGAUCCUGACUCCUGUCAGAAGACACAUGCUGAACCCCCUCUAGUGAAUGGACACCAUGAUGUCAGGGUUAACGAUGAGACUAAGGAAGCGACUCCUGGUGCACAGAGUCCAGGACCUCCUCAGAUGAAUGGAGGACCUCCCAUGUCUGACAGAGCUGCAGAGGAAACCACUGCUCUAUUGGACAAACAGGCCUUGGACAAGGACCAAGUCACCAAACCUCAUGAGUUAAUAGACAAAGGACCUAAUGACAUGGAGUCAAGAAGAGGAGAACUGUAACAAACGGUGGACGUUUGUAUAACAAAAGAGAACCUAAUAAAAUAUUAUAAGACACAGUAAUACUGUAUAUAAUAUACAUAUUACAAGAUACACAUAUGUGACUUGCUUCAUCAUAAUCAGUCAUUUCAACCCCAAGGCACAUUCUGACCAGUGUGUUUUACUGAUUUUCUAUAAUCUAAACAGUUUAUUAAGUUAAUUGUCUAUGCGACAGCUGUGACCUGGAUAAGUUAGGAAAUGUGUUUUAGUGAUAUCAGUUGAAAUUCCAAAACGGACCAAGACUUUUAGAUAAUAAUAAUUUAGAUGAGUUAUCUACAUGUUUAAUUACUAUUAUCUGAAAAUGAGUGUGCGGCAUAUGACUGAUUAUGAUACAACAAGUCACAUAUUAGCUAUACAACAUUAUAUAUCAAAUUAUAUGAAAGUAUGAUAAGAUCAUACACUAGUACUGUAUACUAUACAUACAAGCAAUAUUAUAUAUAUAUAUAUAUAUAACAUACACGUGAAAAGAUGCUUAAAACGUUAACCUCUCUAGUACAUAUCCAAGGUCAUGAGGUCUCAAUGUCUUAUGGAAAAGUCGAAUAGCUAAACAGUGACUAGACGUUAUUUAGAGUAGGCCUCAUUAUCACAGGGCCCAGUCUAAGAAGCUCUAUUUUACCAAAGCAAUUAUUCAUUAUUUCUGAAUUGAGAGUUAGCAUGUCAGUUAAAAUAACUUUUAACAUUACUUUUGAACAUCCCAUUUAACACACACAUGUAAUCCUACUUUCAGUAAAGAACAUUGAUGUUCCAUUUUAGACUCUAGAUGAUAUUACAUCAGACUUAUUUAAAUCACUGUAUUCAUAGGAAAUCAUGAUUGAUCAGUUCAAACAGGAAACACUUCAUAUGGAUGUUCUCUUUAUAAUGCAUUAUAGGAGCAUUAAUAACACCUUCUAUGCAUAAUGCAUCAGGAUGCACAACAUAGGUGCUAAUAACUGUUCAUGAACAUCUGGAACUGCAUAAAGCAUUAUCACCGAGAUGUGUAAUGCCUUAUGAAGCAAAGUAUUACUAUGCCAAAUGCCACAUUAGGAUCGUUAUAUUAUACAUUAUGUGCUCAUUAAGCUAAAAAGUUGUAAGUAAUUGCAAAGUUGCUAAUUAGCGAAAAUGCUAAAAUAUCCCGUGAUGAUAUUCGAACACGCAACCUUUGGGUUGUUAGAUGCUCACGUUAUAAUUCCACCCAUCCGAAACCAAAGCAUGGAUUACUGUCUGAGCUUGUCCAUAGACUGCUUACACCUUAAAGAAAGCAAAUUAUAUUUUGUAAUUUGGGUGAACUAUCCCUUUAACAGGAGUGCGGAACUCCUACGUGAAGUCGUUACUGUAUAGCCAUCUGACGCAAUUUCCUGAAGAGCAUUUCAUGAGGUCAUACCACUUAGCUUCAUAAUCACAAGGCAUUAUGCUGCCUGCUUAAAAUGUUGUAGGAAUAUAGACAUGUAUUAGCCAUUGGUGCCUAUGUCAUGCAUUAUGAUGUAUAAUGCAUAGAUUAUAAGGUGUUAUAAAUACACUUAUAACACAUUAUGAAGAGGGUAUUCAUUUUAAGUGUUACCUGCAGUUCUUGCGGAAGGAACUGUACCCCACAUCCCCACCUACUAGUGACAUUGUGAAAAAUACCACAACUUUAGACAGGAAUUAUGGAGCUAUGUUGACAUUUAUGUUCACCGUUUCAUUAGAAUGUUUAUUUCAGUCAGUGUCUCUGUCAGGUCAAAUGACUUAGACGAAUGACAUACCCACAUACAGUACACUGACACCUUAUAACCUUCGUGUCAGAAAAGGUUCAUUUUCUUCCUCUUUUGAUUAUGUUAAUUUGACUUAUUUGUAAUGUAUUUCAUGUCAUGUAUGUGGGUUGGUCCCAUACUGUUAUGAAUGGUUUUCACCUGAUGCUUUUAUGGUUAGUUACCUUACACAUGUAUUUAGUUUUAUUUAUUACUUUUUCAUGACCAAUUUACACUCAGUGUACAAAACAUUAAGAACAUGACAGACUGACCAGGUGAAUCCAGGCGAAAGCUAUGAUCUCUAAUUGAUGUCACUUGUUAAAUCCACUUCAAUCAGUGUAGAUGAAGGGGAGGAGACAGGUUAAAUACGUUUUUUUCUAAGCCUUGAGACAUGUAUUGUGUAUGUGGGCCAUUCAGAGGGUGAAUGGGAUGACAAAAAGGUUUAACUGCCUUUGAAUGGGUAGUAUGUGCCAGGCUCACUGGUUUGAGUGUGUCAAGAACUGCAACGCUGCUGGACUUUUCACUCUCAACAGUUUCCCAUGUGUAUCAAGAAUGGUCCACCACCCAAAGGACAUCCAGCCAACUUGACACAACUCUGGAAAGCUUUGGUUUCGACAUGGGCCAGCAUCCCUGUGGUACGCUUUCGACACCUUGUAGUGUCCAUCCCUUGACCAAUUCAGGCUGUUCUGAGGGCGAAAGCGGAUGUAACUCAAUAUUAGGAAGGUGUUCCUAAUGUUUGUACACUCAGUGUAUAGUACUAUGUAUUUUGACUGUUGGAUUGAUAUGAUCUGCUCAUACAUUGCCAUACAAGUGAGUGAGUUAAGACUAUUGUUUCAUGAACGACUCAGGUCUGAUGGAUACAAUUGUCCCUCAUACUCUUGUAUUAUUUGUAUGAACAAACCUCCACAUUAUUGUCAUAUCUACUAUUUAGGAAGGCUAUUCUGCAGAGUUUUGUGUAUGGUCACAACUUGUUUUAUUUAAUACAUGAACAUUUGAGUAAUUUAGCAGAUGCUCUUAUGCAGAGUGUCUUACAGGAGCAAUUCAAGUUUAGUGCCUUGCUCAAAGGUACCUUGACAGACCUAGUCGGCUCGGGGAUUCAAACCAGUGACUUUUCAGUGACUGGUACAAUGCUUAUUAAUAUUAUGAUGAGUUGCUUUCCUUGUAUCAUUAAAACAUUCCUUUCCA